AUGGCAUCAUCUUCACAGGAACCUGAAGUUAACUGCAGUGAUUUCACAAAAUGCGCAAUAUGUUUUGAACAAUUUAAAACACCAAGGUAUCUUCCCUGUUCACACUCCUUUUGUCACGAAUGUUUAUCAACCCACAUCGUAUCUACGUGUAAUUCUAAAGAAGAUCCUGUUGGAUUCCGUUGCCCAUUGUGUCGAAACUUCAUCCCAGUUGAAAAUUUUUUAAAUGGACCAAUCAACUGGGCAAGAGAAUUUCCUGUAAAUGAAAUUCUGAGCGAAGUAUCUAAAAAUCAAGAAAAAGAAAAUCAUUGCGAUACCUGCAAACGAGAUGAUGAAGAGCAAGAGGCCAGUAGAUAUUGUUUGAUAUGCAAAGAAAAGCUUUGUGAUAUGUGUGCAAAAUACCACAGGCGAAUUUUGUUGACCAAAGACCACGAAGUUAUAUCUUUAGAAGACUUAAAGUUGUCACCUGUGGAAAUCAAAGACAAAGAACAUUGCUUUAAACAUGCAGAGAGAAAAAUAGAAUUCCUUUGUAAAGAUCAUUUUGUACCGUGUUGCACAAUGUGCAUUUGUGUAGAACAUAGGAAAUGUAGCAAAAUAGGAACUAUCAAGGAGGCUGCGGAGAAAGUAAGAAAUGGGGAGUUUGACAAUCUCGUAAAAGAAGUUAUAAAACUGGAAGACGAAUUAAAGGGCAUAAAAAGUAAACAAGAGGAAAACAUUACACAACUAGAAGCCAACACCGAAGAGGUGUUUAAACUCACUGAAUCUUUGUUUUCCAAAGUCCAAAAUCACAUCGAACGGUUGAAAAAUGAUUACCUUAACAAUCUGUCGUCAAAAGCUAAAGAACAUAAAGAGGCAUUAAGAAGAAAUGCAGAAUCUAACAGCGAGAGAAUUACGUAUCUGAAAGAGGUUGUAAACUCACUUGAAAGCCUGAAAGACGAGUUGAAUGAAGCUACGUAUGUUGCAGAAUUUCAUAAAAGUAGUCAGAAAUACAAAAAAUUAAAAGAGAAUCAGACUAAAAACAGAGCUAUGCUAUUUAAGUUGGCAUCUUCUUUUGAAAGUAAGAUAAUAGAGAUUGAAAAAGUCAAAAUAUUUGGUGACUUUUACUUUACCGCGGACUAUAUUCAUGCUCAAAAAAAUAUCAAGACAACGAAACCUGCAACAUGUGACUGGACGGGUCUUCCGAAAAAACCUCCCCCAAAACUCCACAGAUGA
Saccostrea echinata is the source of this 1209-nucleotide messenger RNA. RefSeq names its product E3 ubiquitin-protein ligase TRIM45-like. The transcript has a single exon. Lineage: Eukaryota; Metazoa; Mollusca; Bivalvia; Ostreida; Ostreidae. Bases 1 to 1209 code for a protein of 402 amino acids. Gene Ontology annotation, molecular function: zinc ion binding. The record is from RefSeq and is a predicted model, not a curated record.